GGGAAACGCGUUCUGAAAGUGCAGUUAGAUAUUCUAGUUGUAUGAUUUUAAGAAACUGAUAAAAGAGUGUUCAUAUCGACUGGUUUCAUGAAAAUCGCGAUGAAUAUUGAUAGUCUUUUUCUUCAUUACAUAUUCGUUUCUCUAUAAAGUAAGUUCGUAAUAUUUUGAAGUUGCAAACUUAACGUUAAUGCUUUCUGAAGUUGACAGGCGUCAACCUGUAAAUUAGUUAACGUCAAUUUGUCGAGACCAUGAAACCUAGCCUGCAAAAUCAGUAAACUUAACGUCGGCUAUGUUUACAACAGUUUGCAUCAAUAACAUGCUAACUGUCAACAUUAACCUUGGGUAACGAUAACGUUACUCGAGGAGGUGAGGAACAUAGAAGUGCAGCCUGCUAAUGUAAGUGACUAUAUUAGCAUUUACUAGUUCCCUAGCCACAUUCGGUUUUAUGUAUUGACAGUCAAAGGUUUUAUGCCUCAAAGAAGUGUAACAUUAUCGAUAGCUUCCUCUUUUUCCCUUAGCUUCAUUGACUACCAUGACAACCAGGCGGGUACCAUAUCUAGCUACAUAGCUAAGUAGCGUUAUGCUAGUUGUGCUAACCAUACACAGAUGGCCAGCUUCCUAGCUAGCAGUCAAUGCUAGUCUAAUCCCAUUUUCUAAGGGUUGGCACGGGCAGUUUAAACUAGGUUCCUUCUAAAUCCUCGCUGGUGGGGGUACACGUCUGUAGCUAACCUAUCCUGUUACCUGUGCUGCAUAGCAACUGGUAGGUUUGGGCAGGCUCAGAGAAGUCCAGUUGAUGUCUUGACUGUUUGAAUUUACAGUUGGAUAACUUUCACCAGGUAGGCAGGCAGGUACAUGUAGGCAGUCUGUUUUCAUCGGAUCAUCAUGUCUCGUCGCUUGACCAAAGAAGAGUUGGACCUUCAGUUUGAACAGUUUCUGAAGGAGUCUGUGUCUGAUGACUCUGUGGAGUUGGGCUCUAAGGUCCCCAGCGUGCUAGACAGCCUGGGCAAAGCACCACCACCACGGGCAGAGAGGCAGAAGGCUGCUCCUGCUCGGCCCUGGUGGCAGGAUGACGACAAUGAUGAUUUUGGUUUGUUGGGCUCUGGUAGAACAUUCCGGAAGUCUCUGAGGAAGUCCCAGCCUAUCCAGGAGGAGGAUGAGGAGAAGCCUUCGAGACGAGCAUCUGGAGAUGAAGAAGAACUGGGAGCAGCAGAGAGGUCCGCAAUCGGCUUCUUCAGCAGGGACAGCCUGGAACCUGAUGACUCGGUGAUGGCGUCAGGCCCCGUGGACGUGGCGUCCCGCUCAGGGCUGGACACUCUGGAGGAGGAAGAGGAGGAGGAGAGGCGCCGCUUCUUCGCCCGCCUGGAGGGCGGCGCCAACUCCACCAUCGACUACUCUCGCCUCAACCGUGAGCUGGAGUCAACCGGCUCCACCCUCACCACCCUGCUCAGGAGGACAGAGGUUCCUGAAGAUGUGAAAGACAAGGAAAGUAAACCCUCUGAACCUGAGAAAGUCUCCCCAGGCGGCUCUGCUGACUACAGCGAGGACUUCGAUGAGGACGAGGCCAGCGAGAGACAGAAGGAGCCACAGGAGCAGAGACCAGAUAGGCCUGGCAUGCUGGCUAAAGUGUCGCUGCAUGACUCACUGAACUCCACUGAUGGAGCGCUGGCCCCUGCGGAGGCGUCUUCUGGUAGCAGCGAGGAGGAGGAGGAGGAGGAAGAGCGGGGCAAGAAGGAGGACGGUGAAGCCCACACUACUGAGGCCCCAGCAGGUCAGUCGUAUGGUCAGAGUGGGGCCAGUGAGGUGGAGGCCUUGCAGGAGGCGUACAGGCAGCUGAGCCGCUCAGCGGAGGAGUCGGAGGUCAGAGAGCAGAGGUCAUCGUUGGCAGCAGGAGGCAUCACCAGCCAAACCCUGUCUCCUGCAGGCCCCCUCACCUCCACACUCAAGCCUGCCUCCACCACCGAGUCAGACCUGCCCACUGCUGAGGAGCUCAUGCGCCCCAUUGGUCCAGACUCCAGCUUCACCCGCGGCUUCUCUCUUCACCCAGUCAGUGAGGAGCAGCAGCAGCAGCAGGAGGAGGUGGUGAGGGAGCCACGAGAGAAGAGCCCAGCCAGGGGACGACCGCAGGACGAGGAGAAGGACGAGGAGGAGGAGGAGGAGGAGAAGGAGGAGGAGCGGCCGGUCUCGGCGACGUCACACCACAGGGGCAUCGCCGAGGAGGUGCGCAGACUCAUGGAGGAGCAGGAGGAGGAAAGGAAGACCUCCAUACGACAACUCCCCAGCAGCAAGGCGAAGGCCCGGAAACGACAACCUGCUUGGCGGCCGACCAUCUUCGCCCCCACCUCCGCCUCUGCACACAAGGCUCAGGUCCCAGCUGCCAAGCCCAGUCCGGCCCAGCCCGCCGCAAAGACCCCUGGGACGGUCCGCGUCGGACACGCGGCUAAACCUCCGUCUCCGCUUGUCCACAGGAAGCACCAGAAUCAGGAGCAGCCUCCGAGCAGAAUCCCCAUUCUGGGACAAACGCAGACAAUCACAGCAGACUCGGGGGCCAGCCUGCGUGUGAGCAGUGACCUGGUGGCCUCCGUGCAGUCGUUUGCAUCCUUCCUCCAGCAGCAGAUGGAGGCCAGCAGCAACAGCCUCAACGUGGACACUGGCCACACCCCAGCACUCCCAAAGCCUUCAGGAGAGGCAGUGGAUGGAGGCGGAGGAGGGGCUGGUGCCGGGGAGUCGGGGCCCGCCCUCGCGAUGCCCACCGCUGGGGAGAGGAGCUCCGUGGAGCGGCUGAGGCUCCAGCUGGCCCAGAGGGAGAGGGAGCUGUACCUGAGGGAGCAGGAGCUGCUGGAGGAGCACGCCCGCCAGAUCAGCAGCCUCAAGCAGGAGAACUACCUGCUGCACAGCAAGCUUCGACAAGCAGAGGAGGCGAGCCAGCCAGGAGUGCAGAGUCCAGGCCAGGCGGGGGACCGGGUGACCGAGGAGAAGCUUCGGCACCUGGAGAAGGAAGUGAGGGAGCAAGAGACCCUACUGCAAGGUUACCAUCAGGAAAAUGAGAAGCUCUAUCUGCAGGUGAAGGGCCUUCAGGCGCAGAACAAGCGUAAUGAAGAGGCCAUGUUCACAGAGAACCAGAGACUCCACCAUGAGCUGGCCAUUGCUAGGGAUAAGCUGAGCAGGAGCAGUGUGCACAGGACGGUGGGAGUUGUAGGCACAAGUGAAGAAAACUACAAUGUGGCAGAGCUGCUGGCACAAGUGAAAGCACUAGAGAGAGCAGAAGCCAGACUUCAGGAGGAGGCUCGCAGACUGAGGCAGGAGAAGCAAGCCUUGCAGGUUGACCUGGAUAUGAUGAAGAAGGAGAGAGACCUGGCCAAGAUCCAGACUCUACACACUUCAGGUGACCUUGGCUUUGAGAUGAAGGUCCAGGAGCAGAGGCGUCAGGAGGAGGUGGCUGCCCUGAAGAAGCGGCUGCAGUGGUACGCUGAGAACCAGGAGCUGCUGGACCGAGACGCCGGCCGCCUGAGGGCAGCCACUGCCGAGGUCAAGGUCCUCACUGAACAGGUGGACAGGCUGAAGACUCAGGUGGACAGCAGAGCCAGCCAGCAGCAGAGGAGGAUUAAGGAGAGGGCGGCUGACGCCAGGAGGAUCCUGGACCUGGAGCGACAGGUCAAGGAGAUGGAGGAGAUCUUGAGGCGUCGGCACCCUAACUCUCUCCCAGCCUUGAUGUAUGCGGCGGCGGCAGCAGAAGCGGCGACCGCAGCCGGCGUGGCGGAGGAGAAGAAGGAGAAGGGAAGUGAGGUCACGGAGCGCUCCCCAGCGUCGCCCUCGCCCAAGAGCAGCGUCCUGCUGCAGCGCCGCGUCCAGCGUCUGGAGGCCGAGCUGGAGAACCGGGACGAGGACGCCAAGCGCAGCCUCAGGGCCAUCGAGCAGCAGUUCCACAGGCUCAAGCUUCAGUAUGAGCAGCGGAUAGGCGAGUUGCAACAGCAGCUCUCCGAGAGACGCCAGACCUCCCAGAGGACUGGAGGAGCAGAGGAGGAGGAGGAGGAAGAGGAGGUGGUGUCGGCGCGUGUCCCCUCCCUUCAGGCGGAGGUGCGCAGGCUGAAGGAGGGGCAGACGCGGCGUGAGACGGCUCUGCAGGAGGAGGUGGCCAGUCUGCGGGAGCAGCUGGGAAAGGCCCAGGAUCUUCAUCAUCCUCAUCCUCAUCCUCAGCGCAGCCCGGGCGCCUCCACCCAGAGGCACCAGCGGCAGACGGAGGAGGCGCAGGCGGCGCGCGUGGAGCGCCUCACGGGCGAGCUGGCCGCCAAGAGCCUCCGCCUGCAGGAGCUGAGCCGCACCGUGGAGCGCCUGCAGCGCGAGCGCCGCACCAUGCUGUCGGGACGCUGGGCGGGGGGCAAAGGUCACGAGGCCAAAGGUAAGGGCGGAGCGGGAGUGGGAGCAGGAGCGCCCUGCGGCGCCGACGCCGCCACCAAGGCUACCAUGACGACGGAGAGCUUCCCGGCCACGCAGGACGAGAAGGCGUACCAGCCGGCGGCGUUCGCGGACUCCCACAUCUCGGAGGUGCAGGCGGAGAGCGACAGGCUGCGGGAGAGACUGGAGAAGCUGGAGCAGGAGACGCAGCACCAGAGAGAGGCCCUGCAGCAGGCUGCCGCCCACACACAGGCCGAACUCCAGAGGGUCAAGGAGCACAGUGCCCAGCAGCUGGCCUUAGUCUCUGCUGACCACCAGAGGGAGCUGGAGAGACUACGCACCCGCCAUGCCCUGGAGCACUCCACCUCCAAGGUGGCCGAACUGACCAAUCAGGUCAGCUCUCAGGAGAUCAUGGUGCGUCAUCUGCGUGAUCAGCUGAAGGAGCUGCAGGGUACCAAGGAGGCGUUGACUGUGUCCAAACUCCGAGAGGACACUCUUCAGAGUCAGCUGACGAGGUUGCUAGAGGAGCUGAAGCAGGCCAAAGAGGCGCACAGUCCAGAGCUACGUCACUUCACCAGUCUGGAGCGCAAGAUCCACAGCAUGGAGCUCCGCUACACAGAGAGAGAGAAGGAACUGCAGCAGGUGAUUGCUGAGACGCGCGUGGCGACGCAGGCGGAGCUGCAGGGUGAGCUGGAGCGCUGGAGGCAGUUGGCUCAGAGCCGCAGCCGUGAGCUGGACGCCUUCCGCCUGGAGCUGGACGCCAUCCUGGACGUGCUGCGGGAGCUGCAGAGGCAGGGGGUGGUCAUCCCGGCCCCCGAGCGCACGCGCAUACCCUGGACCAGAUGACCGCUAUCAUCCCCGGCACACCCACAUACCCUGGACCAGAUGACCGCUAUCAUCCCCGGCACACCCACAUACCCUGGACCAGAUGACCGCUAUCAUCCCCGGCACACCCACAUACCCUGGACCAGAUGACCGCUAUCAUCCCCGGCACACCCACAUACCCUGGACCAGAUGACCGCUAUCAUCCCCGGCACACCCACAUACCCUGGACCAGAUGACCGCUAUCAUGGAGACGGAUGGAGGGGGUGACGGUGGCGCUCACGGCUGCCCCAGAAUGCUCCUCUCCUCUCCUCUCCAUCCUAGACAUCUUGCUGUGUCUUGUCAAAUGCCCCUCCAAACCUCACAGGGGUAGGACAGUUAGGGUAGGGAGGGAUUUAUUUUUUUUUCCCCAGAGCGCAGUUUUGCCCUCUACUGCGCCUCCUUUUCUGGGAGAGAUUGUGUGUGUGUGUGUGUGUGUGUGUGUGUGUG
Molecule: messenger RNA, 5703 nt
Organism: Sardina pilchardus (European sardine)
Lineage: Eukaryota; Metazoa; Chordata; Actinopteri; Clupeiformes; Clupeidae
Gene: cep162
Product: centrosomal protein 162
Exons: 26
Coding region: 883-5238 (1451 amino acids)
Biological process (GO): cilium assembly
Cellular component (GO): axonemal microtubule; centrosome; centriole
Source: RefSeq, a predicted model, not a curated record